AUGGGCGUUUCUAGCUCUUCCUUAGUCUCAAUUUCCGUCGUGUCGAUUACGGCGCGUCGCUUCAGUGAAGUACACGGUUGGCGGACGGAGCGAAGAGUGUCGACGAAGAGGACGGAAGAUUUGGAGAAGACAUUGUUCGCAAUGGGAGCUUGUGGGAUGAUGGAGACGAUAGAAUCCAUGGACUCUGAUUCCGAUUUAGAUCAAGACGAGAAUGAUUUGGAAAUUUCGAUUGUUCCUGAAUCUUAUUGUGAUGCACGAAUUCUACAAGGGAAUGCCCACACCGAUAUUCCGAGUAACUUUGUGAUCAUUAGUAUUUCUGGAAGGAUAGGAGACAAUGAUGGAAAAGUUGAAGACCUUCUGAGACUUUUGAGGGAUGAUUCCCGAAAGUGGAAAGAAAUGACUAUCGAAGGUGGUAAUAAUUUUGGCGAAACAAUGUCUCGAGCGUUCCUCUCUGUACUCAGUUUGGCAAUGAUCAAAGUCGAAAAGUUGUGCCUGAAGACUUGGUACUCGCAAGAGGCAUUCUAUGAGUGUUUGAUGUCUGGACUCGCGUCACCAUUUUGUGUUCGUAAUCUUGAGCUGUCUGCUAAGGAAUCACACCGUCUAAAGAUGAGAGCUAUGUGCUGGCAUCAUCUCGCUGAAGGCCUCGCUCAAACCACUGCACUCCAGAGCUUUAGCUUUCACUCAGAGCGAAUCCUCUUUAGGAACCGUUUUACGACCUAUGAUGAUAUAAGUGAAGUGCUUGUGGAUGGUAUUGCGAGGAAUACUACUAUUCGACAUCUUAAACUCCAAUCUGGCAAUCUUACGGACGACAACAUCUUCCCGCGCCUCAUGAAGUCGCUUCAGCGGUACCCAAAAAAGCUGGAAUCAUUGAUGCUGUCGAGUCGAAAGAUUACAACGGACCAUCUCAAGGACUUGGCCGGCUAUCUUGGCCACGAAAAGUGCUCCUUGAAGAGGUUUGAGAUCUGUAGUUCACGAUUGUCUGAGUUUCCACUAGAAUUUUGCAAUAUUCAAAAUGAAUCAGUGGAAACCCUCGACCUGUGCAGUUUACGCGGCUGGGAUGACUUUGUCUCUGUGGUCUGCCCUAAACUUUCACGCCUCUCUACCUUGAUACUUGAUGGUUCCAAUGUCAUGGAUCUGUCGCCGUUGGAUACCCUCUUGUGCGAUGAGACAGCACUACCAAGCCUCGCACAUUUGCAACUUGGACAUACUAUGUUGAUGGAAGAGGCUCUGUCUAGUUUUGCUCCCAAGCUUCCGCGAAUGAGACACUUGCGCACCAUUGAAUUCUCUAUAUUUCAAACGGGGCGCAUACUGAUACCUUUCUUGACGCUGGCUUUGAAAAGCAAGACCCUCGAAAUGAUCUCCUGUCGUAUCGAUGACCAUGCAUUGGAAGCGGAUUUACUCCGGGUUCUAAACUUGAACAAAGCUGGACGCCGUGGGAUAGAGAUAAUGUCAAGUGGCAGUCGACCACUUGACGUCAAGCUUUGGCCAUUGAUUUUGAAACGCUGCCUCACCGUCAAGUACGUCCUCAAGAAUCUUCGAGGACAGGGUGCUGAAGCAGAGCUGCAUGACAAGAUUGCAACAGAUAAUCUAUUCUUGAUCCUUCGAGAUCAUGCUUACAUUUUCGAUGCAAUACGACAACAAGUAUCAGUUUGA
Cylindrotheca closterium is the source of this 1653-nucleotide messenger RNA. The record is from the annotation of a GenBank genome assembly. NCBI's taxonomy places the organism in Eukaryota, Bacillariophyta, Bacillariophyceae, Bacillariales, Bacillariaceae.